CGUGUGCGUCCACAUCGAUCGGUUGUAUGUAACAAUAAAUAAUUAUUUAUGUAGUGCGAACGUGUAUGUUUCGUGACCUGACUUUGUGUGAAUUGUGACGUUCCAUAUUAUGAUUUAGAAAAACACUCACAUGAAGUUUUUUAAUGAAACAUAAGGAAAAGCAGGAAACAUGUCGAAGAAAAAUUCAUUAGCGUUCCCAAGGACGGAGAAAAGGAUAAAACUAGUGCCCCCUGAUGGAGGUUGGGGGUGGAUGGUUUUAAUAGGAACAGGACUUUCCAAUAUUUUCAAUCAGUCUAUGUUGUCCCUCUUCAGCUUGCUAUACGGAGAUGCUCUGGAAGCAAUGGGACACACGACGCAAGGAGCGGCCAUAGUUCUCAGUGUUAUGCUUUUUGUGUCCAAUUUCGGUGGUCCGAUCGCCGGUGCUCUAGUUAAAUUGACGUCAGCCAGAUUUGUGUGCGUCACUGGAGCUGUGUUCUGUACCACAGGAAUAUUCUGUAGUGGAUUUUCAACGAACAUAGUGCAUUUGAUUAUAAGUUACGGCAUACUUUUAGGUCUAGGGUUAGGUUUUAUUCAAAAUGCUGGCUUCGUGUCCAUAAAUAGCUACUUUAAGUUGAAAAAGAGUAUUGCUGUUGGAAUAGCAAUGGCGGGAACCGGUAUUGGGCAGACCAUAAUGCCUCAUGUGGUGCGAUAUCUCCUGGACCAUUAUGGGUUUAGAGGAGCAUGCUUACUUCUCUCUUCCCUCAGCUUGCAUGGGAUUUGUGGAACGCUGUUAAUACAACCCGUGGAGUGGCACAUGAAAAAAGUAGAAGAAGAAGUUGUAGUUGAUGAAAAAAUUUCGCUAUUAGAGAAUAAUCACGAAAAUAAUGAUGAAGUAUACAAGGGUACUAGGCGUGCAACUGUACCAACAGUAUUGCAUGAAAAUGGCAAGGAAAAAGAAAAUUCUCAUAAAAUAUCUCAAAGUCAUACCGAAUUACAAAUGCAUCAAAAUGGUAAAACAAAUGGCCAUAUGAAUGGACAUAAUCACGCAGAACCGAAGAAAAACAAAACAAUUCUACAAAAAAUAUACGAUUUACUUGAUAUUUCCCUUUUAUCCAGCCCACGAUUUUUAAAUGUUAUACUCGGAACAGCUUUAACAUUUAUUUCAAUACAAAACUUCAGCAUGCUAUAUCCACUUUUCCUGCAGAAAGUUGCCGGUAUGAAUAAACAAGAAACUGCUAACUGCAUGUCAGCCGUAGCGUUUGCAGAUAUUAUUGGAAGACUUUCAUUGCCGCAAGCGCAAUCAAAAUUCAAAAUAUCAGCUAGAAUGACGUUGGUAUUGACCAGUAUUUGGUUACUUGUAAUAAGACAAAUUUUGGCCUACCAAACGGAUAUGUUCGUGUUGCUUGCUAUGUCGUCAUUAUAUGGAUUUGGGAGAAGUAUGGUGAUUGUAUCUAGGAACAUUGCAAUCUCAGAACAAUGUAGAAUGGAUCAGGUAGCGUCAGCUGUAGGUCUGGGAAUGUUAAGUAUGGGUAUCAUCGUCCCUCCUAUGGGCUACUUCCUAGGCUGGAUAAGAGAUUAUACCGGUAGUUACAUUAUUUGUAUAACUGCGCAAAACGCAAUUCUAGUGCUGUUCCUAAUCAUGUGGAUACCGGAUAUGUUACAUCAAUAUUACCAAGAUAAAAAGAAAAAUAAAAAAAUAGUAGAAGAAACGCAGAUGACGUAAGGCGCAUACACUAGAUGAAUUCACACAGACUGUGAUAUUAAUAAGCCAAAUGAAACAAGACUAGCGUAGGUAAUUGUGAAGUAAAAGGCUGCAUAAUUGUUGAACAUAUGAAGCCCUACCGAGAGAAGUUGGCUGUGAUGUUUUCAAAUGUAUACGUGUACAAUAUAACUUAAUUGACACCAGUUAGCAUUUAUAACAUUGAGACUGAUGUAGUAAUUUGUGUGAAAGGGAGACAUAAUUAAUAUUAAUUUAAUUUAACAAAUGUACGUUAUUUCUAGUCUAAUAAAUAAAUUAUUUUAUUUA
Colias croceus (clouded yellow) is the source of this 2005-nucleotide messenger RNA. RefSeq names its product monocarboxylate transporter 1-like. The coding region runs from base 170 to 1702 and encodes 510 amino acids. Gene Ontology annotation, biological process: monocarboxylic acid transport; transmembrane transport. NCBI's taxonomy places the organism in Eukaryota, Metazoa, Arthropoda, Insecta, Lepidoptera, Pieridae. The transcript is spliced from 8 exons. Gene Ontology annotation, molecular function: monocarboxylic acid transmembrane transporter activity. The record is from RefSeq and is a predicted model, not a curated record.